ACAUCAUCCAGUAUCUUUUUGGACUCUGGUAUUCCAGUAUCCACCGUACAGUGAAGUACAGUUCGUAAGCGCAUCACAAUGAAGUCUCUGGUGUUGUUGGGUUUGGCCACCCUACUGGUCUUGAGUUCGGCGGCCGAGGAGAAGCAGCAGUCUGCGGCCCCAGAAGCGAAACCAGCAGCGGAGGGCGAAAAGCGCCACGAUAAGCGUGGUCUGUUCGAGCACGACUUCGGUGGACAUGAUUUCAGCGGCCAUCAUUUCGAAUCGUACGCCCAUGGCCACCAUUAUGAUCUGCAUCCGCACCACGAGAAGACGCUGACCGUCGUCAAGAAGGUCCCGGUCCCGUACCCAGUGGAGAAGCACAUCCCAGUGCCAGUGGAGAAGCAUGUGCCCGUCCCGGUGAAGGUUGGAGUGCCGAAGCCCUACCCAGUCUACAAGACUGUCCACUACCCGGUCAAGGAGAUCGUCAAGGUGCCAGUGCACGUCCCAGCCCCGUACCCGGUUGAGAAGAAGGUCCCGUACCCAGUCCACGUUCCGUACGAUCGUCCCGUCCCGGUCAAGGUGUACGUGCCCGCUCCCUACCCAGUGGAGAAGAAGGUCCCGGUCCCGGUGAAGGUCCAUGUCCCAGCUCCGUACCCAGUUGAGAAGAAGGUCCCGUACCCGGUCAAGGUCCCAGUGCACGUUGAGAAGCCGUACCCGGUUGAGAAGAUCGUCCACUACCCAGUCCAUGUGCCAGUCGAUCGCCCAGUCCCGGUCCAUGUUGAGAAGCCAGUCCCGGUCCCGGUGGAGAAGCCAGUGCCGUAUGAGGUCAUCAAGAAGGUCCCGUACCCAGUGCAUGUCCCGUACGAUCGCCCCGUGCCAGUGCACGUUGAGAAGCCCGUCCCAGUCCCGGUGAAGGUGCCAGUUCCGCAGCCCUACCCAGUGUACAAGCACAUCCCGGUCCCGGUCGAGAAGCACGUGCCCUACCCAGUGAAGGUUCCGGUUGAGCGUCCAGUGCCGUACACCAUCGAGAAGCACAUCCCUUAUGAGGUCGAGAAGCCAGUGCCGUACCCGGUCAAGGUCCCAGUCCAUGUCCCAGUGCACCACCAUCACGAGCACGAACAUGUCGAGUACGAACACCACCAUCACUAGAGAUAGCACGCAUUAGCAUUGUGAUAACCAUAGGAAUACCCUUCUCCCUUCCUUCCCACGACAAUUGAAACCUCCAUCCCAACUUCCUUUAAGAAGAGGCAGCAGAAGAAGAACAAAAAACGACUCCCAAGUUACCUCCCGGUUAGUGUCCGGUUACGUAAUAGCUAAGUGAAUUCACCAACCCCAUGACACAAAACAUGCCACACCAUUCACAACUAACAAAACACAACAACAAACCAGACACAAAUUAACCGUCCAAAACCGUCCAAUUUUUUCAUACUCACUCGAUGAGUGGUAUCGAUCGUCGAUUUCAGCUCGAUUGAUAAGUAUAAUGUUAGUGUGUGGUAGCAACGCAUGCAUGCAAAUACUGUAUCAGCAUGUGGUGACGCAGAGAGACAGUUAGAGCGAGAGAGAGAAAGAAUGAGAAAGAUGAUGAAACAUUUCAUAAUUUCUUCGUCAAAAUCUCAACACAUCAAACUUUAAAUGCGAAACGCGCGCCCGCGCUCGCAAAACGCGGUCAGACAACGAACCCGAUUCGAAACCACGAAAUGCUGCGAUUGAUGCAGCUUUAAACAUAUAUUUUUUGUGCCUGACAAUUGUUAGGAUUGUUGCCCGGUUCGAGAGCGAAGAGGAGUGUGUUAUGCUAUGGUCGAAAAGACUUAACCAAUAUGAAAGCUACGAUGAAAGCGGAAGAAGUGAUAAAACGAAAAGUCGAAUAAAAAAAAAUGAAAAUAAAAUCAUUGUUGAAACCAA
Messenger RNA from Anopheles gambiae (African malaria mosquito), 1881 nucleotides. Its product is annotated as skin secretory protein xP2. Bases 79 to 1128 code for a protein of 349 amino acids. The record is from RefSeq and is a predicted model, not a curated record. The transcript is spliced from 2 exons. Lineage: Eukaryota; Metazoa; Arthropoda; Insecta; Diptera; Culicidae.